AUGCGCGCCUUUCAUCCUGCCGCCGGCCACCUCCAGCGUGCCGCGUCCGCCAGAUUGCGCCUCGUGCGACAUGGCGCGAACUGUCGACUACUUGCGACUAGCUGUCCGCGACACCUCGCAUCUGUCACCGCAGAUGCCAGAUCCGAAAAGAGCCAAUCUCUCGCCCUACCAUCCACUGCUCGAUACAACGAAAUUGGCGUUCAACAGCUCAGCACACAUGUCUAUGAUCAAAUAUUCCCCGACGGCGCAACUCCUCCACCACAAGAACUUGUACAAUUAUCCAGAGAUCAUCUGAGGCGCCAUGAUUUACUCGGCAAGAAUACCGACGACGCGCCCCCCGUAGCAUUCGACCUCCCUGCCCUCCAAGGUCGCACUCUCGACGAGCACUUCUAUAAGCUGGGCCUUGACUGCGCCGAGCCGUACCUUACUCUCGCCAAGCAGUUUUCGCGCGCCAACGCGCCUCCCAAGCCUCGCAAAUGGAUUCGCCGCAGCGGCUGGACCAAGUACUACCCCGAUGGCCGUACCGAACAGGUCGACGCGCCUGACGAGUCCGCCCUGUGUUUCGAUACCGAAGUCAUGUGGAAGGAGAGCCCAUAUGCCGUCAUGGCCUGCGCCGUAGGACCUACAGCCUGGUAUGCCUGGCUCUCGCCAUGGCUUCUGGGUGAGACUGAGAAUGACAAGCACCUCAUUCCCCUUGGCGAUCCAACCACGGACAGACUCAUCGUCGGCCACAAUGUCGGCUUCGAUCGUGCCCGUAUCCUCGAAGAGUACGACAUCAAGCAGACCAGAAACUCAUUCAUGGAUACAAUGUCACUGCACGUUGCUGUCAAUGGCAUGUGCUCACAACAGCGACCAACUUGGAUGAAGCACAGGAAGAAUCGAGAGCUGCGUGAACGAGUCGCCAGCCAGACCCCCGACCACGAGCUCGCCGAGCUCUUGAGCAACAGAAGCAUGCAUGAAGAGGAAGAGCUCUGGGUUGAGCGCAGCUCCGUCAACUCUUUGCGAGACGUCGCCAAAUUUCAUCUCGACGUCAACAUGGACAAGGCUAUCCGCGACGACUUUGGCGAAUUAAACAAGUCCGAGAUUCUCGCCAAGCUCGACCCCCUCCUCGACUAUUGCGCUGCUGACGUUGCCAUUACGCAUCGCGUCUAUAAGAUUGUCUUUCCCAACUUCCUCGACACCUGCCCGCACCCUGUCAGCUUUGCUGCUCUCCGCCAUCUUUCCUCCGUCAUCCUCCCCGUCAACAAUUCUUGGGACGCAUACAUUGCCAACACCGAAGCCACGUAUCAUGAACUUUCCGACGCUGUCCAAGAGAGACUCGUUGCCUUGACGGACAAGGCGCUCGAAAUCAAAAACGACCCCGAAAAGUGGCAAAACGAUCCGUGGAUGAAGCAGCUCGACUGGUCGGGCCAAGAAAUUCGCAUGGUCAAGGGCAAAAAGAAGGGCGACCUUCCUAGACCGGCUGCCCGACAGAAAAAGCCCGGCUGCCCGCAAUGGUACAAGGACCUAUUUUCAAAGAAUGACGCUCCCAUCAGCAUUACAGUGCGAACUCGAAUCGCCCCGCUGCUGCUGAGAAUGGCCUGGGAUGGCAACCCUCUCGUUUGGUCCGACAAGUAUGGUUGGACCUUUGAAACAGAUCGUUGCAACGCGCAAAAGUAUAUCGACAAGCAAAUGAUACAGUGCCAGUUUGAAGAAGCCGAUGCGACGCUGCGUGACGACAAACGACAUGCCUAUUUCAAGCUUCCACACAAGGACGGCCCUACCGCCCGCUGCGCGAACCCCAUGGCCAAGGGCUACCUCCCCUAUUUUGAGAAUGGUACACUGUCCUCGGAGUAUUCGUAUGCCAAGGAGGCCCUCGAAAUGAAUGCCUCGUGCUCGUACUGGAUCAGCGCCCGCGACAGAAUCAUGUCCCAAAUGGUGGUCCGGAAGCAAGACUUGCCCAACGCCGACAAGUCCGCCGAGUCUGCAGCCAACGGCCUCGGCUUCAUCCUACCGCAAAUUAUUCCCAUGGGCACCAUUACGCGACGCGCGGUGGAAAACACGUGGCUCACAGCCAGCAACGCAAAGAAGAACCGUGUUGGCUCCGAGCUCAAGGCCAUGGUGCGCGCCCCCGCGGGCUACAGCUUCGUCGGUGCCGACGUGGACUCGGAGGAGCUAUGGAUCGCCAGCCUCAUUGGCGACGCCACCUUUCAGCUGCACGGCGGCAACGCCGUCGGCUUCAUGACACUCGAGGGCACCAAGUCGGCCGGCACAGACCUGCACUCGCGCACGGCCUCCAUCCUCGGCAUCACCCGCAACGACGCCAAGGUGUUCAACUACGGCCGCAUCUAUGGCGCCGGCCUCAAAUUUGCCGCAACUCUGCUGCGCCAGUUCAACCCCGCACUGUCAGAGCGGCAGACGAUGGAGACGGCGUCGAAAUUGUACGCGAGCACAAAGGGCACCAAGACGAACCGAAAGACGCUGUACAAGCGGCCGUUUUGGCGCGGCGGCACCGAGUCAUUUGUCUUUAACAAGCUUGAGGAGUUUGCCGAGCAAGAGCGACCGCGCACGCCGGUCCUCGGCGCCGGCAUUACUGAGGCCCUGAUGGGCCGCUUCAUCAGCAAGGGCGGCUACCUCACCUCGCGCAUCAACUGGGCUAUCCAGUCAUCGGGCGUCGACUACCUGCACCUGCUCAUCGUCGCCAUGGACUACCUCGUACGGCGCUUCGCCAUUGAUGCGCGCCUCGCCAUUACUGUGCAUGACGAGAUCCGCUACCUGGUCAAGGACGAGGACCGGUACCGCGCCGCCAUGGCACUGCAGGUCGCCAAUGUGUGGACGCGCGCCAUUUUUGCGCAGCAGGUCGGCAUCCAUGACCUGCCGCAGUCGUGCGCCUACUUUUCUGCCAUUGACGUCGACCACGUCCUCCGCAAGGAGGUGGACAUGGAGUGUGUCACGCCCAGCCACCCGACCGCCAUCCCGCCCGGCGAGAGCCUCGACAUUGCGACACUGCUGGCCAAGGGUGACGCGGCGCGGCUGGACCCGGCGAUUGUACCCGACGCGGCGCACGCGCCGAGACUCGAUGCCAUCCAGUAUACGCCCCGCGUGCCGGUAAUGCAGGCCAUCCGGGAUGUGGUGGGCGGUGACGGUAUGCCGUUUUUAAAGGCGCAGAUUGUGAGUGAUGAUGCCGAGCUGCGGGAUAUUAUCAAGGAUGUGCGCAAGGAGGAAUUGCCCAAAGAGAAGCAGAUCAGCAAGCGCUCGCUCAAGUCGGUGCUGCCGUACCGUGCACACCCGCAGCUCGUGCCCAUGGACGAGCCCAUUUCGGUGGCCGAGGCCAUGGGCAACUCGAACCGUGGCGCCAAGGGCAAGUGGACGUGGGCCAAGAACACGACAAAGGGUUCGCGCCCCAGCUGGAGAGUGUAG
Molecule: messenger RNA, 3399 nt
Organism: Cordyceps militaris CM01
Lineage: Eukaryota; Fungi; Ascomycota; Sordariomycetes; Hypocreales; Cordycipitaceae
Product: DNA polymerase gamma
Exons: 2
Coding region: 1-3399 (1132 amino acids)
Biological process (GO): mitochondrial DNA replication
Cellular component (GO): gamma DNA polymerase complex; mitochondrion
Molecular function (GO): DNA-directed DNA polymerase activity; DNA binding; 3'-5' exonuclease activity
Source: RefSeq, a predicted model, not a curated record